Molecule: messenger RNA, 1230 nt
Organism: Kwoniella shivajii
Lineage: Eukaryota; Fungi; Basidiomycota; Tremellomycetes; Tremellales; Cryptococcaceae
Product: phosphatidylserine decarboxylase
Exons: 12
Coding region: 1-1230 (409 amino acids)
Biological process (GO): phospholipid biosynthetic process
Molecular function (GO): phosphatidylserine decarboxylase activity
Source: RefSeq, a predicted model, not a curated record
AUGUCGAACGCAGGAACGACCAGUAUCUUGCCUGAAGAAUUCGGUAAACCGCUUGAAGACUCAUUAGAUCAUCUUGUAUCAAAUUCACAGACCACAUCUCUAGGCUCAGGUAAAGAUGUUCUAGCUCCAAGUGAGGUUCGAUCAGAUAAAAUCGCAAAUGAGGAUGGUACAAGCGCAGACGCAGUGCAUUCUCAUGGGGAAAAAUCAAAGUCAUGGAUUAAAAAAUUCUUCCCCUCUGAGCAAACUGUAGAUAAGCUCUUUUCAAUGGAACAUAUGGGAAACUACGUUAUAGACCGUACGACCGGAAGAAAGAUCUUCGAAACUAUGCCUAUAUAUGUCAGAGUAGGAAUGCAUCUGCUCUUCGUGUCAGGUUGUACUUAUAUGUCAUACUCAUCAGUCGAGAAAUUACUUGAAAACCAAUCUAUCAAACAGGGUAAAAUUUACGAUCAGCAAGGAGAAGGAGUAAAAGAACAUAUUCAAUCAUUCAUUGAUACAUAUGAACUACCUUUAGAUGAAUUACUUGUUAAAGAUUUAGAUCAAUAUCCUACAUUCAACUCAUUCUUUUCGCGUAGAUUGCUUCCUACUGCUAGACCAAUCACAUCUCCAAACGACCCCAGUAUCAUCAUUAGUCCAGCUGAUUGUAGGAUGACUGUGUAUAACACAGUUGACAAAUCAAAACAGGUUUGGAUCAAAGGCAAACAAUUCACUUUACCAAGUCUUUUAACAGGCGAUGAUGAGACGGAUACUCGAUUUGAACAAGUUCAGAAUGAUCCCACAGCGGCUAUAUCAAUUGCUAGAUUAGCACCUCAAGAUUAUCACAGAUUCCAUUCCCCAGUUGAAGGUAUUGUAGGUGAUAUCAAGGAUAUCCACGCUGUGAAUCCACAAGCUAUCAAUGAAGAUCUCAACGUAUUCACUCUGAAUAAACGAUCUGUCAUGCUCAUCCACGCGAAUUUCGGUCCAGGUAGAGAAAGUGUAGCUAUAGCUUUUGUAGCAAUCGGUGCGAUGUUGGUAGGAUCGAUAGGGUGGUCAAAGAAACCAGGUGACAAAGUAGCCAAAGGAGAAGAAUUAGGUUGGUUCCAAUAUGGUGGAAGUACGACUAUAACUGUCUUCCCAUCGAAAUCAGGUGUAUCAUUCGAUCAUGAUUUGAUCAAGAAUUCUGACAACCAGAUGGAAACUUUGGUCAGAGUGGGAAUGGAAAUUGGUAAAGCUGAAUCGCAAGCUCAAGCCUAA